Tachysurus fulvidraco (yellow catfish) is the source of this 4072-nucleotide messenger RNA. RefSeq names its product carbohydrate (chondroitin 4) sulfotransferase 11 (gene chst11). The transcript is spliced from 3 exons. Gene Ontology annotation, cellular component: membrane. Gene Ontology annotation, biological process: carbohydrate biosynthetic process; proteoglycan biosynthetic process. Gene Ontology annotation, molecular function: sulfotransferase activity. The record is from RefSeq and is a predicted model, not a curated record. NCBI's taxonomy places the organism in Eukaryota, Metazoa, Chordata, Actinopteri, Siluriformes, Bagridae. Bases 124 to 1182 code for a protein of 352 amino acids.
GGUUUCUUGCCUAGUGAGCAGCGCGAGCACAGCAGCAUCAGCAUCAGCAGAUCGCGGCUCACACACACACGCACACACACCGGUGCUCUGUCUCAGUGUCCCUCUCUUCCUCUCCGCCGAGCCAUGAAACAGAUGCUGUUCGACCUGAUGAGGAUGAGCAGGAUUUGCCGGAUGGUCCUCGCCACAUGUUUGGGAUCUUUUAUCCUGGUCAUCUUUUAUUUCCAAAGUAUGUUCCAGCCAGUAAUGAGACACAACCCAUUUGCAGCAGAGGGCUGCUGUAGAAGAGGCUCAAGAAAUGCACUGCAGGAGCUUUACAACCCCACACAGACGGAGUUCUCAAAGGCAGCGCUUCUCCAUCAGGCUCGGCGGGACCAAGUGGCCCAGACAUGUCGUGCCCACAGUGCCUCGAGCCGCAAACGGCACGUACUGACACCUGGCGACCUAAAACACUUAGUAGUGGAUGAAGAACAUGAGAUGAUCUACUGCUACGUGCCCAAGGUGGCGUGCACCAACUGGAAGCGGGUUAUGAUGGUCCUGAGCGGGCAUGGCAAGUACAGCGAUCCCAUGGAGAUCCUACCCAGUGAAGCACACGUGGCCUCGAACCUGAAGACGCUUAACCAGUACAGCAUCGCUGACAUCAACCAUCGUUUAAAAAACUACUUCAAGUUCAUGUUUGUGCGCGAGCCCUUUGAGCGCCUAGUGUCAGCAUACCGUAACAAGUUCACACUGCGCUACAACACGUCCUUCCACAAGCGCUACGGUACACGUAUAGUCAGGCGGUACCGCAAGAAUGCUACGGCUGAAGCGAUUCAGAGUGGCAGUGAUGUCAAAUUCACAGAGUUCGCAGGGUACCUCGUAGAUCCAGCCACACAGCGUGAGGCACCACUGAAUGAGCACUGGCAGACUGUGUAUGCCCUGUGCCACCCUUGCCACAUCCACUACGACCUGGUGGGCAAGUACGAAACACUGGAGGAGGAUGCUGACUACGUGCUAAGGCUGGCCGGUGUGUCUGACUCGCUACACUUUCCGCCCUAUGCCAAGUCUACCCGCACCACCGAUCAGAUGGCGGCCAUGUUUUUCAACAACAUCAGUGCACUGCAACAGAGCCAGCUCUAUCAGCUUUACAAGAUGGACUUCCUGAUGUUUAACUACUCCACUCCAAGUUACCUGAAGGAGCAGUAGGAAGGGUUGUUGCACAAAGCACGCACAUUUUUAAACGCACAUCUGCUCGAACACAUACUCAAAGCUGAGCUUAACUUAAUCAGAACAUUGACGUGAAAAGAAAUGGUCAAUGAGGUGCUUGAUGAAUUGGCGCCAGUGAAAACAGAACAAAAAAAACUCAGAACUUUCAGAUACUUGUGGAAAUAUGUAAUCCACGGGUGGACAGUCUGCUGUAGUGUGAAGAGGUACGGUGAUGAAUACAGGAAGAUUUGUACUGUAUCUGGUCAUGGUUUCAUGUUCGAUGAGUAUUCAGGUAAACCUGACGUCUCUGUGUUACUACACCCAUCUAUCAGAUUGUAAGAUAAAGAUCAUGUUACUGUUUCUAUUCCCAGUCAUUAUUAAGCAAUAUGAAUCUGGGCCACAGGCUCAUUUACUGUAAUAAGUAAAGAUCUCACCCGCCUACCUAUUCAAACACUUGAUGAGCGAAAGACUCUUGUGGAUAUCUACAAUGAUAUUGAAACCUCAGCUGACUUCUAUUACACCCCAAAUACAGAAGUAAAGUUGUGGGCUGUACUUAAGCAAGCUCAUUCUAGUGCUAUUUAUAGUCGGUCCUCUAACUACAGCCUUCUCCUGUGUGAAGACUGUAUGUGUACAGUAAUUAUAUGAUGCAUAUGUAAAGGAGGACCUUUGUGUUCAUACAGGAGGAUGUGAAAACGACAUUGAGAGGUGCCUUUGUGAUGUGGGUGCAUCCUGCUUCUCUUACCACUCAGUAGCUGUCCUGCAUUCGCAAGUCAGAGGUCGGCAAGAGGUCGUUAUUCAUUAAGGGGGUAUCACAGAGAAAUAUCAGCCAUCUUAAGAUAAUUAAAGGAAUAUUUCUUGUUUUUGCUUUGUUUUUAUUGACUUCUGAAAGGGAGCUGCAAGCAGCUGAACAAAACAUUAUUUAAAAUACAUUGUAAAAUGAAAAAAAAAGCACGAUUUAAUUUUAUGAUGGAUUUAUAAAUGGCAGUAUUGAUUUUUAAAGAUUUUUUUUUUUUAUGUGUAUUCAAUGCUUCAAUACAGCUCUUGAGUGGAUCAUGUGUUUUUUCCAAGGAAAGCAAAGACUCUGUUUUCUGAACUGUUCUCAUAGGAACGAUUUAUUCAGACAGACUUUGAGUCAGAGAGAGAGUGAGACAGAGUGAAGGAGAUGAGAUGAGAGAAAGAAAUGCUAGACUGGAUCUGUUUCCUGCAUUAAACCCGUUUGUUCCAUUUUAAUGUCUUCAAAGAAACACAUGCUUUUAUUUGUAGAAUUGUCAUUUUAUGGCCCUUUUUUGUUAUGACUGUGAAUUAGAGGAGUCUGAAAAUGGUGAAAUUGCCUACUUAUGUGUCUGACAGCCACGAGUGUCUGUCACUGAGCUUGUCUACACGGCUGUACAAAAAUCCUACACUGGUAAAGUAAAGGUGACUCAGUCUAACACCAGCUUUCUCUUUCAUCCGGGUGGCCGGACAGAUUAGCAUGCCUGGAUAAAUAAACGCCUGUUAGCAAUUUUUUUUUUGGUUGUUUGUUUUUAAGAGAUUGAGCCCCUGUGGAGCAGGGUCUUAAUAGGAUGCACAUACACACACAACACAUGUACACAAAACAAAUUAGUGAUGUAGUGAGUAAAAUGUUGCAGAGGGGAAAAAUGUGUUUUUUUAUGUUCUGCCUUGCUUUUCACUUUUCUCUCGUGCUCUUAAACUAAAUUCUCAAAUUUCACAGGUAUCGAUGUACAGAAGUGUUACCUUAACUAAAAUUAUAUUCGUUUAUCAUUUAUUAACAUUAAUAUGAACUUCAGGACCUACUUAACAUCUACAGUCCUCAGAAGUUUCAGUAUAAUGAAUACAUCACAAUAUGCUCUUGUAACAAAAUAAUCAACGGUGGGUCUUAUUUCUCUUAUUCUACAGCGAUUUGCAAAUGAAUGCAAUUUUUAGCAAAUUUUUAUAUCGUUAUAUUAAAUGUCAGUGCAAAAAGUUCUCACUUAUGUAACCGUCAUUCUGCCAUUUUUUCCCUUUCCCUGGAAACAUGAAGCAUUAAGCAAAACUGUUCAAUAAACAUCUCAGAAAACUUUGCCUUGCAAACCGGAAAUACUGUCAGAGCUGCUGUUAGAGAAAAUGAAUCAACACCUUCUGACCAAACAGAAUCAGGUACUGGAAAACGCUAUGGUUCAAAUUCUGUUAUUUCUUUAAUUCUAAAUCAAUGUUCCCUGAGUACUGAGUAAUGUUAAGCCAUUAAUCAAUUGAUUAAAUAAAAAUAUAAAUAACACACUACAAAUAAAAAAACAGUCCACAAACACUAGUGUGAGUUAAUGACUUAAUUAAUGUGUUUAUAGGGAUAAUCAGCAAAAUUCAGAUUUGGGUAAUGGGUGUCAUAGAGUUGAUUAUUAUUUAAUUAUUCAGUUGAUUAUGAACAUAACUAGAUUAUUGUUCUUUUAAUAGCAAAAUGAAUGCUCAGAUAUUCUCCAAAGAAUAAAAACAAGCAAAACAAAUACAAUUCAAAUACAGAGUCAAAGAUUAAUGAGUGAAAAUAAUAAAACAUGGAACAAGAACUAAAGCUUGAAUUUAAUAAUAAAAAAUAACCCAAACAGUAGGUGCCCAUAUUUACAUCCAGAGACCCUGAUUCAAUUGUCAACAUUUAGUCACUUGCUCUGAUUGAAUUGAAUCUCGCUUAUAUGGAUUUUUUUUUAAUCAUUAGAAACAUUUGUGAUCGCUGUUUAAUUCACCAAACAUGAACAAAUACCUGUUAACUUUUACUUUAUUUUUCAAACAAUGUUUUUGUUUUAUUAAUGUAAAGAUUUUUUUUAUCUCAACUAAAGUGAGUAAUGUUAGUUAAGGGAACCUUCAUGUAAAGUGUCAGUGUUCACUGUUGAGCAAUAAAUAAGACCAAGCGUUGAGACUGAAA